GUAAUCUGCUCCCAGUCCAACGUGGUUCCUUCUCUAAGAGUGCCGCUUCUCGUCCACACUUAUUUGCUUUAUGAAGAAGCAGCGAUGAACGCCGAACAGGACAGACCGUACGUCUGCAACGCCCCGGGAUGCACCCAGCGCUUCCCCACAGAGGACCACCUGAUGAUUCACCGGCAUAAACACGAGAUGACACUGAAAUUUCCAUCUAUAAAGAAUGACAACAUGCUUUCAGACCAGACUCCAACCCCGACACGGUUUCUGAAGAACUGUGAGGAGGUGGGGCUCUUCAGUGAGCUGGACUGCUCCAUAGAGCAGGAGUUCUGUAAAGCCCAAGAGGAGGACAACAAACAGAACCUGUCUCUGCAUGGCCCGGGGGGGCAGAACCAGCACCAGGGCAGCCACAUGCGGGUGGCGAACCACGGCUCGGGCAUCGUCAUGCAGCAGGCUGUCCCUUCGCCCCAGUCCAGCUCGGUCAUCACGCAGGCGCCAUCCACUAAUCGGCAGAUCGGGCCCGUCCCUGGCUCGCUGUCUUCCUGGCUCCACCUCAGAAACAGGCAACGCCAACCGCUGGCUGCCUCCAUGGCCGGCCCGCUGCCUGAUCCCAGCAUGCCCGGCUCCUCCGCGGUGCUCAUGCCCGUAAAUGGAAGCCAGAUGAGCAUGGGCUCCAGCGUGAUGAGCAUGCAGAGCCCCGCCCACAGCAACGUCUGCUCCGCCUCCCACAUCCCCCCCAUGCACUCAGAGACAAAACAGAGGCUAAAGGCUGCACUCGGACAUCACCCUGGAGCCAUCGCCAACGGCAACAUGAACGCCAUGGGUCACAUGAUGGAGAUGAUGUCAUCCCGGCAGGAGCAGGCCGCCCAUCAGCACCUGCACUCCCACCCGCACCCGCAGCAGCACAUGCAGGCCCCCCCCCACGGCUACCAGCACCACGCCCAUCCGCACCAGCACCACCACAGCCACGCGCAAGGCCACGCCCAGAGCGGGCACCACCACCCGCAGAGCCACGCCCACCACCCUCACCCUCCGCAUCUGCAUCCUGGCCACGCCCACCAGACCUCCCCCCACCAGUCACUCCACUCCAGAGCCCCCUCCCAGCCGUCUCCGGCCACUCAGCAGAUGCAGCCCACGCAGAGCCUGCAGUCACCGCAACCCAGUGGCGGCCGGCGCAGGCGGGUCGUGGACGAAGACCCGGACGAGCGCCGGAGGAAGUUCCUGGAGAGGAACCGUGCGGCCGCCACACGCUGCCGGCAGAAGAGGAAAGUGUGGGUGAUGUCGCUGGAGAAGAAGGCGGAGGAGCUGACACAGACCAACAUGCAGCUGCAGAACGAGGUGACCAUGCUGAAGACAGAGGUAACCCAGCUGAAGCAGCUGCUGCUGACCCACAAAGACUGUCCGGUCACGGCCAUGCAGAAGGAGUCACAGGGGUAUCUCAGUCCGGAAAGCAGUCCGGCAGGAAGUCCCAGUCCCGUGUGCACGCAACAGCAGGUCAUCCAACACAACACCAUCACCACCUCCACCGCAGUAGGGGGCGACGUUGUGCUGGGCCAGCUCAACACUCGCACAGGCAUCAAUCCCAUCCUUUAGAGACUAUCCCUGACUCCACCCACUGGUCUGUUCCAGGGAUUCACAUGUGUCAGGAUUCUUGCAGAAAAAAAAAAAAACACUCAAGCUUGAAAUUUGUUUUUUCUAUACGGUCUUUUCUAGCUUUAUGGUUUUGUGUGUCUUUUCGCAAUUUGUGAUCUUUUUAGCUUAAACAGAUAUUCAGGAUUUGAGCCUCCUUUCCCUACAGCCUUAGAGAUAUCUCUUCCUACUUCUGUCCUAAACCAAACAGACCAAAGCACUGUGGUUGGAGAAUACCACCCCCCACCUCACCCCACCCCAGGAAACCAGUGUUCCCUCUGACCAGCUGCCUCUUCUGCCUUGAAAUAUCCCACAAAGUUGCAUCUCUGUUGUUUAACAACAGCCCCAAUGUCUGGCCUAAUUUUCAAAUUGUCACCUACGAUUUGAUUGUUUUAAGACAAAAAAAUAUAUAAAUACCCAAGACCUUGAAUCUACUUUGAUGGUAAACUUUGAUCUUAUCAUCAGCAUACUGGGGUCUCAGUGACGCCUGCCUCUGACGACAGUGUCAUGCAGUCUCACAUUUUUGGGCCUGGCUCUGGUUCAGGUGGCAGGUGCCAGUCAGACACGCGCACACAGACACACACACACAAAAGUUUGUAAUUAUAUCUUUGUGGGGACUCAUCAUUAAUUUCUAUGGGGAAAACUCUAAUCCCAACCUGAUUACCUUAACACCUACCCAACCCUAACCUUAACCAUAAGUAACCAGACAAAAUACACUUUUGGUAACUUUACUUUUUUGAUUCACAGAUCUUUGUGGGGACCUGGAAAAUGGUCCCCACAAUGUAAUAUAAGCCUAAUCCACACACAGAGACGCCCACACACACAGAGGCACGAUUAUGAAUGUUCAGGCACCCAUUGGCGGCGUUCUUGCAUCACUCCCGGACCGUCUGGCGACACCCCCCUCCCCAUCUUAGGUUCUCUUAUGCGGCUUUUAAUGCACUUUGUCCUCUGCGGGACCCGGGGGUGGACAAAUUGCAGCCCUUUUUUGCACACUGUGGGGUUUACCGGUGUUAUUGUGAACUGGAAUGGUGUUUUCAUGUUUGCAGGCGGGGGGGGGGGGGGGCGUGUGGUGGUGACACGUAGCGGGUUAAAGAGACAAGGAAGAGAAGGGCCGACCGCGAAAUCAUCUCGUUAAAACUCUCAGCGGAUCCGUCAGUUUAGUGCCAUUGUUUCCUCACACGCAGACGAAUAUUUCCUCUCCGAAUGCUUCCACCCUCGCUCACCCUGGUUCUCGGCACCCUUACCCUGUCUGUGACCCAGGUCGCCUGUGUCAUCCUGUCAGCUCUGACCCCCCCCAGCGCCAGCGAAUCAGAGACAGCAGACACGUGCCACAUCUAAGCCCAGCUCUCGCGAAAUCUUUGGCUUCAGCUUUGACUUAACGCUGGGUAACAGUGCGUGCUUCCGGGGUGUUCUGUGCAGGGAGUACAGUGUGUAGGACGUGAAAACAGCUUCCUAUGUAGUGUAAACAUGUAUCAUAAUGAAACCAUACAUACUGUAUAGAAUUUAAUAACUUUGUAAUCUUGUACUUGCAAGCAUAACCACCUUUCUCUCUGAAAGGAGUCAAUGGUACAUAUUUGUGCAUAACAUUUUAAUAGCACUUAAUACUUUCAAGAUUCAUGUCUCCUAUAUCAGAACAUUUAUUGUUAAUUUUAUUAUGCAUAAUAGAUAAAAUUCAUACAGGUUUGUAUAACUUUGUAUAUUUCUAUGAGUUUAUUAAUGCCUCAGACUUGUCCUCUGUUUUGUGUUUUUAUGCAUUUGUACAAAUGUGAAAUAUCAGCGCAGAUCCAGUAUGAAAAUAAAACACUCAUCU
Messenger RNA from Brienomyrus brachyistius, 3430 nucleotides. Its product is annotated as cyclic AMP-responsive element-binding protein 5-like. The record is from RefSeq and is a predicted model, not a curated record. Lineage: Eukaryota; Metazoa; Chordata; Actinopteri; Osteoglossiformes; Mormyridae. Gene Ontology annotation, molecular function: DNA-binding transcription factor activity, RNA polymerase II-specific; cAMP response element binding. Gene Ontology annotation, biological process: regulation of transcription by RNA polymerase II.